Molecule: messenger RNA, 384 nt
Organism: Besnoitia besnoiti
Lineage: Eukaryota; Apicomplexa; Conoidasida; Eucoccidiorida; Sarcocystidae
Exons: 3
Coding region: 1-384 (127 amino acids)
Biological process (GO): mitochondrial electron transport, ubiquinol to cytochrome c
Source: RefSeq, a predicted model, not a curated record
AUGUACUUCCCCAGCCUUUUUCUCCGGCCUUCUCGGGUGCUGCUUGCUUCCGAAGGAUCAGCCGCAGGCUCGAAGAUGACGAGGAGUCUCCCGAGCAUCCGGUUUGGUAACCCCUGGAGAGACGAUUACCCAGAGUGGAUUUGGAGGGGCUUGCGCGUUAGCAGAAAAGAUAAAGACAUCUUCGCGCCGUUUUUCAGGUUGUUGAACUCGACCAAGAUCUACGAGUUCUGCCUGAAGGAUAACCGCCGAUAUUGCGCGUUUGUCAUGGGUGUUGGACUCGUUAGCUCGUGGAUGUGGAGCGAGUGGUGGAACUCGGUCUGGCGACGUGUCAACAAGGGGAAACUCUACAACGACGUCCCGUACGUGUAUCCGGAGGAAGAGUGA